UGGCCGAUCAAAAAAUAUCCCAGAGACUGCUAAAUAGCUAUUUUUCUUAUCUUUUAAAGUAUAAUUAACAUUUGAAUACCACAAAAGCAUUUAAUAGAAGGUAUGCUUACAGAGAAUGUGGAGCACUUGGGGUUUUAAGCAAUACUUUAGGAGUUUAAUUUCCCAUGGUUAGUUAUUGGCCGAGCAGCACCGGAAAAAGAAAAUCCACGAAUAGAUUUUCUUGUUUACUGUAGCUGGGAUGCUAGCUAGCCAGAAGAACAAUGCGCAGUUCGUCUAAAAAGACACUAAAUGUUUUCAUUAAAUCAUAAAAGGUGUAAAGUAAGCUGUAUCUGGAGAUAAGACAGCGUACUUGUCUUGCAGCAGUACCGUUUGGGGCCAAGAUGAUCGAGGUGGUGGCCUCCAUGGCCCGAGGCCCCGUGUUCCUCGCCGGGGAGCUGAUGGAGUGUCUCAUCACAUUCACUAACCCGAUGUCUCACCUGUCCACCUCGGCCAGCAGUGAAAUGCUCGCGUGGGCCAGUGCUCAAAUCCACUGUCAGUUUCAUGCCAGUGAGAGCAGAGUGGCUCUGCCGGCUCAGGGCAACAAACAGGACGUCCAGGCUGAGAGCGACACUGUGCUGAUUCCCAGCAGAGGAGAGCGAGGGCAGUGUGUGCUGGACACACCACCGAAGAUACUGUUCUGUGAUCUGCGCCUGGACCCCGGAGAGAGCAAAACCUAUUCCUACAGUGAGAUGGUUCCUGUAGACGGUCCUCCCAGUUUCCGUGGUCAGGCGGUGAAAUACGUCUACAAACUGACCAUCGGCUGCCAGCGAGUCAACUCUCCUAUCAAACUGCUCAGAGUCCCCUUCAGAGUGCUGGUUCUGCAAGGCAUGCCGGAGCCUCCGUUUCCUCAGGACGAGGAAGUGUCCCCCUCCAACCCGUUCCUGGAGGAAGAGGAAGCGAGCCGCAGAGACGCUCGGCCUUUAGAGAGAGCUCUGGACAUGCUGAUGGUCAGCACUUCGAGGCGCUGCCCACACAUGUUCAACAUAACCAACAUGCGAGGGAAGGUAGCAAAGUUCUGCAUCUUCAAAACAGUUUACAGACUCGGGGAGGACAUCAUCGGCACCUUCAACUUCUCAGAGGGAGACAUUCCGUGCCUGCAGUAUUCAGUGAGUCUUCAGAACGAGGAGGAGAUCCAGCAGCAGUACCAGCGGCGGCCAGGACAGGCAGUCAGUGUGACCGGACACGGGCGACACAUGGAGUCCUGCCUCCACACGGCCUCCAGCCACUUCUCUCUGCCCGUCCCUCUGAAUGUGACGCCAGGGUUCAGCACAGAGACAGUCAUCCUGAGGUGGCGUCUUCACUUCGAGUUCGUCACGGCUCGGGAGCCCAUGGAGCCGCCCACGGUGCUGCAGAACCAAUCAGAGGUCACAGUGUGGACGGGGGCGGAGCAUGUCGAAGUGGAUACCUUCAGCUGGGACCUGCCGAUCAAAAUCCUGCCCACCAACCCGGCCCUGGCUUCCUACAUGUCCCACUUCAGCGGGUCCAACAGCAUCAAUAUCUGACUGUUCUGCGUGUGUGUGUGUGUGUGUGUGUGUGUGUGUGUGUGUGUGUGUGUGUGUGUGUGUGUGUAUAUAUUCAUGUAUUUCUGAGGAUCAUGAGGGAUGUGUGUGUUUGUGUGUGUGUGUACGUGAGAGACUUUUUUGUCUUUCUGGAUGAGAAAUUGGAGUACAGGGCUGCACAUUUCAGGAACAAAGGACCUUUUUUUGUUGUUUCUAUUUUAUUUUGACAUCCACUGACAGGUCCUUUCUUUCUUUCUAAGCCUGCAGCCCACUCUUUGUUUUGCCUGUCUUGUAUGAAUUCAUGCAGUUCAUCUAAACCUUAAAUGUGUCUUAAUUUUUGAAACAUUCAUCAGCAAUGUGGAGUGCAACUAUCAGAUUUUUUGCAUUUCUGUAUUUAUUUUAUUUUCGUCUCCUCUCUGACCUUUUUAUCAACUUUUUAAAAUGUUUUUCUUUCGGCUGAACAAAUACUGUACUGAGAUGUAAAUACCUCGAGAGAGAAAACUAUUAAAAAUGUCAUUUAAAUUUGAAAAAA
Molecule: messenger RNA, 2070 nt
Organism: Notolabrus celidotus (New Zealand spotty)
Lineage: Eukaryota; Metazoa; Chordata; Actinopteri; Labriformes; Labridae
Gene: rgp1
Product: GP1 homolog, RAB6A GEF complex partner 1
Exons: 9
Coding region: 381-1541 (386 amino acids)
Biological process (GO): retrograde transport, endosome to Golgi
Cellular component (GO): Golgi membrane; Ric1-Rgp1 guanyl-nucleotide exchange factor complex
Source: RefSeq, a predicted model, not a curated record